AUGCGGUUACAAUGUCCAAAAAUCAGUCCUAGAACAGUUGUAAAGCGCCACUUCAAGCAUUAUGACACAGAAUCGUUUUCAGCUGACAUUGCUACAGUUCCCUUCCACUUUGCACAUAUUUUUGAUGACCCUGUGGAUGUGUGUUGGACAUGGGGAAAAUGUUACGCGACGCCCUGGACGUGCAAGAGAUCCAUGACUAAGCAUCAACAUGUGCCAUUCAUGACACCAGAACUACCUGGCUCCAUUCGUCACCGUAACAAACUAAGAAAACUAUACUUCAAGUCCAAGGAUCCUGGGGACUGGGAGAAAUACAGACCACAGCGUAAUCUUACUUCAUCCUUAAGACGAAGGGAAUUCAAGCCAUCUCCGGUCAAGAGGAGGCAGUGCCAAAGGUGAUCCAGAGCAAUUCUUGCAUACAAUUAAGCCCUUUAUCCAUUGUAA
Porites evermanni is the source of this 441-nucleotide messenger RNA. The record is from the annotation of a GenBank genome assembly. Lineage: Eukaryota; Metazoa; Cnidaria; Anthozoa; Scleractinia; Poritidae.